UCCUUCUAGUCUUUCUUGUGGGAUUUUUGAGUAGCAUAAGAGUUGGAGAAUCAUGAAAAUUUUCAGGAUUUUGAUUCUGCUGGGCCUCCUGUUUGGCUCUGUUGUUCUGGUCUCCUCCGCUGUUGAAGCUGAGACAACCAAAGAUGAGAAGAAAGCUUCAACAAAAGAUGAGAAGAAAGUGGAUGAGCCAAAGGAAGUUAACCAAGGUGGAGGUGGCAGAUAUUGUGGCCGGUGUUGCUAUCACUAUGGCCGUUACACUUGCGGCGGACAGUGUUGUUGGCCUGAAGAAUCAGAAGCGGUUGAGAAUGAGCCAAAGCAAGUUAACCAAGGUGGAGGUGGCAGAUAUUGUGGCCGGUGUUGCUAUCGCUAUGGCAGCUACACUUGCGGCGGACAGUGUUGUUGGCCUGCUGAGCAGUCCGAAGUAGUAGUUACCGAGGACAAUUUUGAAACAAAGCAGCCUGAUGGAUAUGGCGGCUGGGGAGGAGGGGGGACGGGUGUGCGGCGGCGGCUGGGGAGGAGGGGGACGCGGUGGCAGCGGUGGCGGGGGCAGGGGAGGAGGGGGACGCGGUGGCGGUGGAAGCGGGGGCAGGGGAGGAGGGGGACGAGGUGGCGGUGGCGGCGGGGGAAACUGAAGCCAUAUGCCUAGGUAUAGGCUCGAAGCUAGACCAACAACUUAAUAUAUAUAAGAGUCUACAUGUGCACAUGUACAGAGUUGUAGAAAAAUAUGAAUAAGCUCCGUGCAUACAUGUAUAUAGGAAUGGGAUCAUGUAGUAUAUAUGCACAAGCAUGAGAGCAUGGCAUACGUGUCAAAUAUCACCACCGAUAAAUUUGACCCUGGCCAGCUCCAAGGACUGAUGAUAGUCCAUGGAGCUCUUUCAUGUGUUAAAUAUGUGUAGUUUGUAGCCUUUGUACUCAUGAAGGGUAAUGUUAUAUGAAGCUAUAUAUGUACUACUCUUUCUAAUAGUACAUUGCAAAUGA
Molecule: messenger RNA, 978 nt
Organism: Malus domestica (apple)
Lineage: Eukaryota; Viridiplantae; Streptophyta; Magnoliopsida; Rosales; Rosaceae
Source: RefSeq, a predicted model, not a curated record